UUCGGAAUACAUCUCACAACCAUUGAAUCUCACAUCCGUAUAAAGAAUGAAGAAAAAACUAUUAAAGUUACAAAUGAGAUCAAUCUACUUGUAUGCAUAAUUAUUCAGAUAAAAUAACAAGCAUAGUCACGCGACUUUCAGUAUAUUUUACACUCGAAUGAUUUCUGUAUAUGGAAACAAAGAAUUAAGAUUCUUCGAGAGUCGCAUAAAUUCGUGGCGAUGCGACCAAGAUUUUAGCGUCGAUUCCGCGGUUGGUGGAAUCGUCGCGCACAGUAAAUUCUUAUCCUCACGACGGUGAGAAAACCUAAUACGAGGCUUCGACGGAACUGAUCGCGCGGGGACGAGGACAAGGCGAACGCUAGUCAAUCGGCAGAGAGAAAGAGAGAACGAAAAAAAGAAAGAGAGAGGGAGAUACAGCAGCAGUGAGCAAGAGAAGAAAUGUGGAGAGGAGGAGAUGCAGCAGCGGCUCCUUGGCACAAGUCCGGCUAAAAGUGAAAUCGACUAUCCACCGGUUUGUAUCACAGCCGUUAUUAUAUGUUAUCCAAGCUAAGCGAGAUGCAGGAAAUCCGAGGCCACUGUUACAAGAAUUACAGCGCGGAAACGUAACUCGGCGCCAGACUAUACUAUUCCGGAGCAGCUGCGAUUAUCGCGACAUUGAUGGAAAACCAGAGGCAAGCGUUUUGCGCGAACGCGUCAAGGAUGGAGGAUCAAUCAAAGCUUUUGUGAGGUCUACCGAUGCGGGGAGACACGGAUUCCUCUUUUGCACCUUCCGUCGGAUAUAUUCGACCUAGGAGCGCAUGCAAGCAUCGCCGUUAAAGUCAUCCACGUUAAUUACGAAAGUGAAAGUACGCGUUCGUUCGCGAUGUUGGAUAUGAAGUAAAAAGAAAUCUCCCAGGGGGGGCUUCUUCUUCGUCUUCUUUCCGCUGCUUUUACGUAAUUUGGCUGAUCUUGUUAUCGUUUUGCAUUUUCUGAUGAAUGACGCGCACGUUCACGUGCCAACACGUGACCGACAGAGGAAGCGUUUUUGCAGAAAUCGGGCUAUUAAUGUAAUCAACAGCAAAAAUUAGAUGCCUGCUCAUGUUUCGUUUCGUGUCAGCCGCCGGUAAAUUUCGGUAACGAAACCCGGAAACUGUUUUUACCGUUCCCCUGUCUAUCACGUCGCAACCAAAUUUCUAAUAGUCUCACAAGAUCAAUCGACCGAGAUGAGAAUUUCGUAAAGAGAUUUCACUGUUAUACUUGGCGAUACCGAAGUGAUACUGACGGGUAAUACGUAAUUUUCUUGCUUGCUUUUUACGUGCCCACAUCAUUAUUCGCAGAUACAGCUGAAUUGAGCAAACAGAUAAGAACUCGAUUUUAAAAGCCAGGAAUUUCGUUUCUAAAAUAAUAGAAAUGCUUUCAAAAUUUUUUGCCGAUUUUUCUGUGGACAACUAUGCAGCAUAUACAUCACGACAAAAAUAUUGUGCGUUGAUUGUGUGUAAAUAAUAGUUUUAUACAUAAGGAAUUUUGUAAUUGUGUAAUCAUCCGGCUAGACGGCGUGUUGCUAAUAAAGCAGCAGUUUCUACCUUUCACAAUGCAUAACGGGGAUCGUGGCUGCUUGCCUGUGUAUGCACCGUUAUCGAUGAAAUACUGUUAAAGACUUGCGGGCUCUGGGUAAAGUUUCGUGACUGUUGGACCCCGAAGGUAAUUGGAGUAUCUCGACAUGACCAAUCAUAAAUAACAUCGCAAUAAUAGAUAAACAUCAGCACAGAUCGACAUCAGCUAACAGAUCAUUGAAUUAGUAUAAUGCAAUUUGGGAUGCAAUGACUAAUUUCAUACAAAAGUUGUUAUAUAAAUCGAAAAUUUUCUCUGUAAUCAAUAAUUAUUAUUAAAAACGAAAUAAAAUGAAAGGAAGAGAAAAAUAAUUUAGUUAUUUAAGUAAUACAACGUAAAAGAUAGAGAUGCGGAGGUAGAUACAAAGACACGUGUAGCAGAGAAAGGCACAUGAAUGAUAAAGGUGGUGACAUCUUGGAGAAAAGCAGUUGCAUAAGAGUAAGCAUUAGUUUUUUAAGAAAUUUUAAUGAUAGGAUCUGUCGUAAGUGAAAUCUGCAAUAAAGUAGCAGCAGACCAUAGUUUGCAGGCGAUCGAUGAUUAAUGAUACAAAAGCAGACGUUACUACUCCCAACGUGGCGUACCAACGUAUGUUGUACAUUUUUUAUCUUGUACUUGUCAACUGUCGCAUAUGCAACUGACACGAAUUUGCAAUUAUGAAAAAAUAUACGCAUAUGAGCGUAUACGAGCUGUGCGUAGCGUAUGAUAAACGAUUUAUUUGACAGCGUGUAAACAUAUCGUACGUCAUAACUCGUAUAACGAAGCUGGAAGAAUUUGGGGAGACCAAUGUUCUUCAAGAAAAAUAAUAAUUAUUUAUAUAUUCACAUUCGUUUCGAGCACCGUUUGUACUUUAAUCAAAUGCAAAUGCUCAGACAUCACACGUAUCAGAACUUGUUAACAAAAUUAAUAUACGUUUUCUCUAUUUUUCUUCCUAUUUUCGCAAAGUUACAUAAUGGCACGUCAAUUGCAUUAUUAAUGGCGGUCUCCCAAUUUGAUCUUUGACAGAAUGUUUAAUUCACGAUCGGACCUUGUGCCUGUGUGUAUAUCAGCUGUCAUACAAGAAUUAUGAAUUUGUAUGAAUUCUUUCUUGAUUAUCGCGCUCAUACUUCAUCACAAAUCGUUAUAUGUACAAGUGUUUCGCCGUAUAAUUGCGAGCAAAACAAACAUUGGCCAGUUAAUUUAUAUUGGAACGCAAAAUAGUCCCUUUUUUAUUCGAGCUACGAACUCUCUCGCAAAACGUCGGGCAGUCGCAGAAUUUGCAAAAAUUGAGUUCCCGCGCGAGAGAGAUCGCAGUUUGCGAUCCAUAUUAUUUUAAUUUAAUUAUAAUUUUGUGCAAAUUUCGGAAAAAAUGUUUUUCAUAUUUCUCUUAUAUCUGGCUGGAGUAUCAUUCGUACAAUGCCAGAAGGUAACUUUAGUGCUGAGAAUAAUAUACAAUUUUGGUAUCAAUUUAUCAAGAAAGAGUACUAUAAAAAUGCUAAAAAUUAAAAACUAUAUUUUUAGCUUCACGAGUAUAUGACGCCGGACGAAGUGAUGUCCGUUUUUCAUGCUCCGCAUCAUCUUGUACCUGAGUACGAAGUAGUGCCCGUAUUGCAUCGUACAAAGAAGCAAGAAGAUUCCGAUGUAUCCGAGGUAAAGGUGAAAGCAUUCAAUGAUGAAGUCAAGUUGUACUUGAAUCCUACAGAAGGCAUUCUUGCCAGCAAGAAUACACCUGUAUGGACCGUCAAGUCGAAUCCGGAAGCAUCCGAAGGAUUACAGUACGAACAAGUACUUGGGGCUAUGAAAUCUUUAGGAGUCGCGCUUCAAGAUGUAGACAGUUCAAGCGCAGUUGUAGUCACUCCUACUCCUAAUGGUAAAAUACAUUUGGACGGAAUAAUUAAAGAUGCAUAUGUUAUAAAAUCUUUGCCGCAACGAAUCUUGCAAAAAGUUCUCUACGGAGGAAAAAAACUUUUCGAACCACUUCACACCAAGAACGUAACGAGCGAUGACGAAUACGCUUAUACACAUCAUCAUGUAGUAUACAAAGUACCUCCAAAUCCGUUGAAAGAUUUCAAAAUUACCGAUCCUGAUAAAAAAGUAAAUGCUCCGAAUAUUAUCUAUCCCGAAUUAUUAGUCGUAGUCGAUUACAAAGAGUACAAAUUACUUGGUGGAAAUGUCGAGCAGGCCGUAAAAUACAUCUUCUCAUUUUGGAACGGAGUUGACUUGAGAUAUCGCUUGCUAACCACACCUAAAAUUCGAUUCAAUAUCGUAGGAGUAGUUAUAGCUACGGACCCGGAUGCAACUCCAUACCUGGAGAAGAAUCGCCAUGAAGAUUCGGAAAAUGCUGUAGAUGCAGAUCGUGCUCUGCGCGGUAUGGCAGACUAUUUCUAUCGUGAAACCAGAUUUCCAACAGAUUAUUAUGAUAUAGCGAUAUCUAUGACACGAUUGGAUUUGUGCAAUAUGCUCACUGAAGAUUAUUGUGAUCUGUCAACUUUGGGUUACGCAUAUGUGGCUGGUGCAUGUGACAGAAAUGCAACGAAACAAUCAUCCGAGGCCGUAGGAAUUAUCGAGGAUAACGGUGGAUUCGGCGGUAUCAUCACUGCGGCUCACGAGAUCGGUCAUUUGAUAGGUGCGCGUCACGACGGCAAUCCUAACGGAGCCGGAGACUGUCCGGCUCAUGAAGGCUUCAUUAUGACUGGCGGGCUUAUGUUGCACGAGAACGGCUUUGAAUGGUCCACGUGCAGUAUAGACGCGUUCUACAAAUUUAUCAACGAGGACAGAGCAAAAUGUCUUUACAAUGAACCUUUAUAUGGCGACCAAUUGCCGCGUGUUUUGCCUGGAAAAUUACUGUCUCUGAACGAACAGUGCAAAAUGACCUCGGGAACACCAGCUUGUAAUAAAGAUGCUACGGUCUGUACUCGCUUGGAAUGUGAAUAUCCUGGCUUUGAGGGUUAUUGCACAGCAGCAGCCCCAGCAGCGGAAGGUUCUCCUUGCGGAGAUGGAUUGUAUUGCUUGAAUGGCAAAUGCGUGUUGGAGGGAAUAAUAACCAAGGAGCAAGAGAAAAAGAAAUCACUCAAAGAUUAUCUCCCGAGAUUAAAUAUUCAGGAAAUCAAGAAAAUUACGUGGAUGGAUUUAGUACGAAAAGUGAGAGAAAUGAGAGACAAAGUGAAAGAAAAAGUGAAAGAAAAAUUAAAAAAUAUCUUUGGGCCAAAGAAAACGUGAAUGUUGAACUGUAAGUAUUACAUCAACUGAAAUCGCAAUAAAAAAACAAUUGUACGAAUUGAUUUGAAUUAUAUUUCAAAUCAAUUAAUCCUCUUUCAUUCCUAUUACAACUUUCCUCAAGAAUUAUAUCUCAAUUAUAUUACAACUAUUCAACCCUAAAUAUGUAAAUGUGUAAAUAUGAGAUUUUUGCUUAUGUAUUAAAAUUUUAUAAGAGCAGUUAUUCAUUUAAAAAUUAUAAAGUAAAUAUGUUUCAAUCUACAUGUUACAGGACACCACACAUGCUGGUUACACAGCUACUAUUGUGCAUCACUGUUGCUUUUAUGGAAUAUUUUUCAUAUACAAAAAUGUAAUUUCAAUGAUAUUCUGUUUUGUCACGAACAUAUUACAUCAUGUUUCAAUAUAAACUGUAAAAUUCUUUUUACAUAUAGUUUAUAUAUGCAAAAAUACCGAAAAGUUACACGUUGUACCAUAUGCAAACUUAUAAAAAAUAAAAAAAAUAUAAAUAUUCACAA
Messenger RNA from Ooceraea biroi (clonal raider ant), 5297 nucleotides. Its product is annotated as A disintegrin and metalloproteinase with thrombospondin motifs 1. Gene Ontology annotation, molecular function: metalloendopeptidase activity. Lineage: Eukaryota; Metazoa; Arthropoda; Insecta; Hymenoptera; Formicidae. The record is from RefSeq and is a predicted model, not a curated record. Gene Ontology annotation, biological process: membrane protein ectodomain proteolysis.